Pseudocercospora fijiensis CIRAD86 is the source of this 993-nucleotide messenger RNA. RefSeq lists its product as uncharacterized. Lineage: Eukaryota; Fungi; Ascomycota; Dothideomycetes; Mycosphaerellales; Mycosphaerellaceae. Bases 1 to 993 code for a protein of 330 amino acids. Gene Ontology annotation, molecular function: nitronate monooxygenase activity. The transcript has 4 exons. The record is from RefSeq and is a predicted model, not a curated record.
AUGCCUUUCGAUACAGCACUUACGAGGAAACUCGGUAUCAAGGUACCGGUAGUUCAGGGUGGCAUGCAAUGGGUCGGCUACGCUGAGAUGGCCUCCGCCGUCUCGAACGCGGGCGGCCUUGGAAUCAUCACUGCCCUCACCCAACCCUCGCCCGACGAUCUUCGCAAAGAGAUCCGCAAGUGCAAAUCGAUGACCAAGAAUCCUUUCGGUGUCAACUUGACUCUCCUCCCAUCCAUGAACCCACCAGAUUAUCCCGGAUACGCCCAGGCCAUCCUCGACGAGGGCAUUCGAAUCGCAGAUCCGCCAUGUGUCAUUCUGCACAAAUGUACAAGCAUAAGACAUGCCCUAAGUGCGGUCAAGCUGGGUGUGGACUUCCUCUCAAUCGACGGCUUCGAGUGCGCCGGACACAUAGGAGAGACAGAUAUCACAAACUUGAUCCUCCUAAGCAGAUCGAGGCAAGUCAUGCCAAUUCCAUUCAUCGCAUCUGGAGGCUUCUGCGAUGGACAAGGUCUUGCGGCAGCACUUAAUCUGGGAGCGGCGGGUAUCAAUAUGGGCACGCGAUUCAUGUGCACAGUGGAAGCUCCAAUCCACCACAACAUUAAAGAGGCAAUCGUAAAGGCGACAGAGACAGACACACAGCUUGUCCUUAGAAAGUGGAGAAACACCUCGAGAUUGUUCAAGAACAAGGUCGCAAGUGAAGCAUAUGCUAUUGAGAACAGGCCUGAGACCAAGGAGUUCCAAGCAGUCGGACCUUAUGUCAGUGGACAACGAGGACGGCAGGUCUUCCUGAACGGCGACCCCGACUAUGGAGUCUGGACUGCCGGUCAAGUCAUUGGCCUUAUUCACGACAUUCCCACGUGUCAAGAACUUGUGUCUCGCAUUGAAAGGGAGGCCAUCGAGAGCUUGCAGAAAGCAUCAAGCUUAAUAGUCGACAAGCAGCCCGAACCUGAGAUUAGAGGCAAGCCAGCGAGCGAGAUUCAGGCUAAGCUUUAG